This is a messenger RNA of Vigna unguiculata (cowpea), 849 nucleotides long. Lineage: Eukaryota; Viridiplantae; Streptophyta; Magnoliopsida; Fabales; Fabaceae. The record is from RefSeq and is a predicted model, not a curated record.
AUGGCAAACAGGAGGCGUAGAAACAUUGCCGGAGCUGACGAGAUUGCUAACGCAAUCCACAGGAUGGUGGAUGCGAUGCAGCCCGUGGCAGCGCCCCCGCGGGCUAUGAUCCCACCUGUCAGACCAGUGACCAUGGAGGACUUCAUGCGUCACAAACCGGCUAAAUUCACUGGGAAAGCCACCCCGGAUGAGGCGGAUGCGUGGCUCCGAGAGUGCGAGAAGAUAUUCAGGGUGAUAGAGUGCACAGAGGCACAGAAGUUGAAUUUUGCCACCUUCCUACUAGUGACUGAAGCUGAAUAUUGGUGGAUGAAUAUGCAGCAGCAGAUGAUAAAUAGAGCUGAAGACGUAACUUGGGCCAACUUCAGGACGAGGUUCCUGGAGAAAUAUUUUCCUGACAGUGCUAAACAUGAGCGCGAGGCAGAGUUUCUCACCCUGCAGCAGGGAAACUUGUCCGUGCAGGACUAUGUGGAGAGGUUUGAGUACCUCUCAAGAUUCUACUCCCAGACGGUGACGGAGGAGUGGCGCUGUAGAAAGUUUGAGGGCGGCCUCAAGCAUGAACUGAGGCGUUUCAUAGUGCCACUGAGGGUGCGAGAAUUCCCUAUCUUGGUGGAGCAGGCCAAGAGUGUGGAGCAGCUGGAGAAGGGGCCCAGUCUGGUUAACCGUACACAGAGAAAUAGUGCUGAGGGCAGAUUCCAGAAGAAGCCCUACAGUAGACCCGCCGCGUCUUCAUGGAAACCCAGGUGCUAUAACUGCGGGGGUGAACAUCUUCAGCGAAAUUGUACUAGACCCGCCCGCAGCGGAGGCAGUGGCAUGAGCACUCGUAAGUGCUAUGCCUGUGAUCAGCCAUGA